Molecule: messenger RNA, 999 nt
Organism: Epithele typhae
Lineage: Eukaryota; Fungi; Basidiomycota; Agaricomycetes; Polyporales; Epitheliaceae
Exons: 2
Coding region: 1-999 (332 amino acids)
Molecular function (GO): protein binding
Source: RefSeq, a predicted model, not a curated record
AUGAUGACGCCCUUUGUGUUCGCCAACCUCCCCGUCGAGCUCGUGCGCGACAUCUUCGAGCACGCCGCCCGCGACGACCUCGCCACCGCGCGCGACCUCACCCUUGUCUCCUCCGCAGUCCGCCGCUGGACGGACCCGCUCCUCUACCACACCGUCAUCCUCGCCUCCGCGCGCGCGCUCAAGGCAUUUGCCGCCGCGCUGGCCCUGAAGCCCGCCUCGUUCGCCGCCGCGCACGUCCGCACCCUCGGCGUGCUCACCGUCGGACCCGCGCCGACCGUCGCGCGCAUCCUCGGCGCGUGCACCGGCGCGACGAACGUCGCGUGCGCAUGCGCGCUCCCCACUCCCGCCCCCGCCCCUCCGUCCCUACCACCACAAAUCCUCCCCGGCCCUCGCGAGCGGCAUCUGCUCGGACCCGCGCUGCGCGACGCAGCCGGGUGGGAUGCCGCGCUGGCGCCCGCCGCGGCCCGCGCUUCGACGACGACGCACCUCCGCCUCCACCUCCCCUCCUUCGACGCCGCACGGCCCGACUCCCCCUUCUCCUUCGGUGCCGGUGCCGGCGCCGACGCGGCCCCGGGCGCGGGCUGGGCGCGCCUGCGCGCUCUCCCCGCGCUCACCCACCUCGCGCUCGUCUACCGCCCCUCCGGCGAGGCCCCUGCGGGCACGAUCGUGCCCCACCUCGCGCGCCUCCUCGCUCCCGCCAGUACGGCAGACGCGGACGCGCUGCCGCUCGCCCGGCUGCAGCUCGUGCUCGUGCAGAUCGUCGGCGCGAAGAAGGACGCGGGGUUCGCGGCGGCGGCGGUCGACGCGCUCAACGCCGCCGCGAUCGCCCAGGGCGGCGCGGCGCUCCGCGUCGUGGCGGAGCACGCGCCGAUGUCGGCGGCGCGCCAGUGGGCGGACGCCGUCCGCGCGGGGCGGGGGGUGUGGGAGGAGGCGGAGGCGGUCGUGCGGGCGCGGACGCGCGCGAAGUCGUCGGCGUGCACGGGCAGUCGAUCCGUUUGA